UCUCGUCGGUUGCAGAAGCUAAAAGAUGGCGAGCUCUCUACUACGUAGUUACAACCUCGCUCGUUCAGAUCGAUCAGCUUUUGUUCAUUGGAGGAGAUUGCUUUCUUCCGACUCCUUGGUGGAGUUCAAGCCAGCGGAGAUCGGGAUAGUCUCCGGUAUCCCCGAAAACCACCUCCGUCGUCGGAUUAUUAUCUACUCACCUGCUAGAACCGCCACGCAGCAAGGCUCUGGGAAAGUUGGGAAAUGGAAGAUUAAUUUUCUCUCCACACACAAGUGGGAAAACCCCCUGAUGGGAUGGACGUCCACAGGAGACCCAUAUGCCAAUGUCGGUGAUGCAGCCCUUAGUUUUGAUAGUGCAGAAGCUGCAAUGGCAUUUGCUGAAAAGCACGGUUGGCAAUACGAGGUUAAGAAGCGCCAAACACCAAUUCUCAAGCCAAAGUCAUAUGCGGACAACUUCAAAUGGAAAGGACCUCCAAAAACUGAGGAAAUUUAGUUUCAAACUCCAAGCGAAGGAAGGUGUUGUCUUAGCCAUGGAUGAAAAAAUCAAUGAAUUUGGGAAUGUCUAGAAAUUGUUCAUAUGGAGACUGAAAAAUCAACUUAGAAGAAUGGUAGUUUAUUUAAAACUUUUAUAGUAUUAUCUAAUUGUUCUAUUUUUGAAAAUUUUAUUGGAUGUUUGUAGUAUGUUGUAUUUACCAAGCUCAGUGGUAAUUCACAUAUAUUUCUAAUCAAGAGGUUGUCUAUUUCCAUA
This is a messenger RNA of Momordica charantia (bitter melon), 748 nucleotides long. Its product is annotated as NADH dehydrogenase [ubiquinone] iron-sulfur protein 4, mitochondrial. The record is from RefSeq and is a predicted model, not a curated record. Gene Ontology annotation, biological process: electron transport chain. NCBI's taxonomy places the organism in Eukaryota, Viridiplantae, Streptophyta, Magnoliopsida, Cucurbitales, Cucurbitaceae.